AACAAGAGUAGCUCGUGCUUAUCUCCUGCACCUUGUCUGUUGCACUCUUUUUUCUAACAAGAGUGUAACAAAUGUUCAUGUGGUGCAUCUGGAGGCUUUUCGCGACCUGGGUCAGAGUGGGGGCUAUGCCUGGGGAGCUGCCGCGCUGGUUCAUAUGUAUGAGCAGUUAGAUGAAGCUUCUAGGACCACAACAUGACAAAUUGGGGGUACCUCACUUUAUUACAGUGCUGGAUUUAUGAGCACUUUCUGAGUGUGCAUCAGUGCAUCACCGAUGAUGCGUACGAGAUGUCCCCAUGUGCCUCCCGGUGGCUAACGACGAAGGCUCAUAUGAAGGGAAUUACAGGAGCGCCCUACCGGGCACAUUGUGAUGCUUUGACGGUCACAGACGUGUGUUGGUUGCCUUAUAGUGACCAUCGAGGGGUUAGGGGGUUUGAGCUAAUUUCAUCAUUCCAAGGUCAGUUGAGAUGGGGUCCUAUUGUGGUCACAGUUCGACCGGAGAGGGUGGUGCGCCAGUUUGGGUACAUUCAGACCAUCCCUCUGCCGUCUGUUAGCGCUUUGUUGUCAUAUGAUGAUAUAGAUGACAUGUGAAUGCAUUUCUCGGACCACUUAGCAACUGCGGGUGACAUUUGUGUAGUGCCUGGGCAGGUAUCUGCGGAUUACAUCGAGUGGUUUUUCCAGAUAUCUCACCCAUUCAUCAUACCGACCCAGGCAGGUGAUGAGCCCAGACAUCCACCUGCCCCAGAGCAUGAUGACUACAUCCAGCCGGAUAUCCCAGAGGUUCCAAUGGCAUUUAACCCCCCUGGACAUGCAUUGGAUGAUUACGAAGGCUAUGAAGCGAUCACAGAAAGGUUGGAGCAUGUGCUUAACCUUAGGAUGGUCACUACAGACACAGAGUUACAUGAUAUCAUGCAAGAUUGCCUCAGGAUCGCCAGGGGGGUGCCAACGCAGAUGGAAGUGUUAGGGCUAGAUAAAGAUGGCGCACAGAGCAUUGAUGAUGUUUUUUAUGUUUUGUACUUGACAACAUUUUUUGUAUUUGUUACACUUUUUUGUUUAAUAUAGUUUACUUUUUGUGCACUCUAUAUGACACACCUUCCAGGAUUGUGAUGUAUAUUAUUUUAUCAUAUUAACUGACGUACC
Molecule: messenger RNA, 1137 nt
Organism: Glycine soja
Lineage: Eukaryota; Viridiplantae; Streptophyta; Magnoliopsida; Fabales; Fabaceae
Exons: 3
Coding region: 589-1059 (156 amino acids)
Source: RefSeq, a predicted model, not a curated record